This is a messenger RNA of Drosophila guanche, 1038 nucleotides long. RefSeq lists its product as uncharacterized. The record is from RefSeq and is a predicted model, not a curated record. Bases 159 to 860 code for a protein of 233 amino acids. NCBI's taxonomy places the organism in Eukaryota, Metazoa, Arthropoda, Insecta, Diptera, Drosophilidae. The transcript has 3 exons.
CACACACGCACACUUUCACGAUGAAACAAUCACAAACACUGCAGCUUUCAGUAAAUAAAUAACAAAUAAACAAGUAAAAUGUAUAGAUAGGUAAAAAGUGAACAUAAAAACUGUAAUAUAUAGGAGCGCGAACUUAAAUUAAACCAAUUCCAUUUGAAAUGGAGUGGGUAAGGCCAAUUGUUAAGUGUUUGGUAAAAGGUUGCUCCAGCCAUGAGCAAACGUUUUUUGUCCACAAAGGAAAUCGCCAGCAGUGGUACGCGAAUCUUGGAAUAAGUGGAGCACCAACCCGCGCCAAGGUGUGCAUGAAACACUUCCUCGCUGAAUGCUUUGUGAAUGGAAGGCUACGAAUAGGAAGUCUUCCCACUGAAAAUUUGGGGCAUGAACCAUUGCACAGACCUGUGUUCAGUAGAUGGCAAAAGCGAUAUCGACGUCGCGUAAAACCCGAACAAAAAACUGAACGUGAUAAUGGAGAAAAAAAUGCAGAGGAGGAACCCUUGUGCAAAAGCCGAAGCGUUGAAAGUCCGCUGUCCGCUGAGAGCUUGGCACUAUUGGAACAAGCCGCAGAUGCUGAAUUCGAAAAGUAUAUCGUUGAGGACGAAAUGUCCGAAAGCGGGGAGCCAGCCACACAUUCCGAAAGUCCGGAAAAUGAUGAGUGCAUCAUUGAAGACCAAUUGUCCGAUGGCAGCAUGGAAGCUGCUUCCCAGUCUCAAUCCGAGUCAUCGUUAGUUUUGUAUUUGCAACAAAGAAACAAUGAGCUGCAAGCCGAGGCUGAAUGCCUGCGCGUAGAAAAUAAUCAGCUUAGAAUGGAGAACAUAUCCUUAAAGAAAAGCUUUGAGAUCCAUAAAUGUUUCUUCGAGUGAAAGAACUAGUUAGGAACAUGCCAACACCUCAUAAAAUGAAAAGUUUGUCAUAUAAUCAAAUCGCUUGUUCGUCGACAUGAACAUUUUCAUUACACUACAUAAUUCGUUUAAGAUAAUUAUAGUGUGUUAUAGAAUUAAUGUGUAUAUAUAACAAAUAUAUUUCUAUGCAGACGUACAA